This is a messenger RNA of [Torrubiella] hemipterigena, 1753 nucleotides long. The record is from the annotation of a GenBank genome assembly. NCBI's taxonomy places the organism in Eukaryota, Fungi, Ascomycota, Sordariomycetes, Hypocreales, Clavicipitaceae.
GCUGCCCGUCUUAUAAACGCACCCGGCGCAACAUCACCACAAUGGCCGAGCAAUUCUUGCGUCUCCCAGAGCUUCGGCUGCUAUUCCUCGAAUGUAUUGACAGGGACACGGCCACACUGGCAAGUCUCUGUCGCGUCAACAAGGCCCUUCACAGUCUCUUCAAGUCUUUAUUAUAUGAGUGCGUCUCGUUUCCACCAGCAAGCAAGCACUUCCUCAGUCGCACUGCCAAUGUUCCAGACCAUGGCACGCAACGGUGGGCGCUCACAAAGUCGCUCUUUGUCAGUCGCAUCGACGAUCUGGGUAGCCCCGAAACGCCAUUUGCGCCGCAUGGUUUGAACAAGGGCCUCUUGAACAUCUUGCAGCAUACAUCCAACCUCGAAUCGUAUUGGUAUGCUUGCUGUUCCCUGCGCCCUUUUCAACAAACAAAGGUCUAACUCCCCGUGCAGCAGUACGGGUGCCGAUAUGUCGCACAAUGUCAUGGACCAGUUGUCCAAGACACCUACACUGCGCCGCAUUAGAAUAUCCUUUGGCUCACAAGAAGCCAUCGGCAUCAGCUGCUGUGAACGUGAUGACCCGCCUGAAGUCUGGGCCAAGCAUGGACCACUGUUUGGUAGGCCGCAACUGCAUCUUCGCGCCUUGAGCAAUCUGACGUCCCUGGCCCUUGUUGAGAUGUUUGGUGACCUUCCGCCGUGGCAAGAAGCCAUUGCCAAUAUUCUGUCACAGAGUCCAAACUUACAAAGCCUCAUCAUAUCACUAAAUUUGGCCACUUAUGAGAGAGCCCUAACGUUGGACAGUGGACCACAUCAGCUUCAGACGUUUACCGACGGUCUCUGCGACAUAUAUGCGACCAAAACAAAGCAUAGACUACGCCUCAAAAGGCUAAGAUUAGAUGCCUACAUCUAUUGCCCCUCGUUAGAGUGUAUUGAAAAGGUCCUCGACUUGUCCGCGCUGGAGGAAGUCUUCAUUUUCAACCAGAUAUUACAAUUUCUUCAUUUCGAGACUCGAAUUGAGUUCCUCUUGGCAGAAAAGACGCCGGCACUGCGGAAACUCGAAUUCGAAGACUUCAACGCGGAGGUCUGGGAGAAGAUCGAGUCCUUUUGUGACGGGUCACGAGACUUUAUGCUCUCCUUCGCCUGUUACAACGUAUACGAUGAGAAUUUUGAUGACGAACACAACCUAUACAGUCUCUUCCAAAAACAUCCCAGCGCUGUCAUCUACGAGCUGGGGUUGCCAGUUUGGGACGGGGCUGAGAGUUAUGUUUCCACGCUUGAUCAGCUGCACGGCCAAAUUCUUCUUAGAAACCUCUCACUUCCACUAUCAGUACCCGAACUUGUAGUAGACGGAAGUGCCGAAUUAGAAGGCUGCGUGGCAUUGGUAGCUACCUUGCCAAAUCUGCAGGGACUCUUCCUUUUAAGCUACGACUGGAGGGAGUAUCCAGCCGAAAACUAUGCAUCUGCAGUUCUCAAAAUUGCCACAUCAAGUUCGUCUUUGUUAUACAUCAGGCUUGAUCGUUUAUCCUGGAAAAUCCACAGGGCCACCGAGAUAAGCAUCGUGGCGUUGACUGAGAGUGAAGAUAGGGCCGUUGCACCAGAGCUAUUCUAUCUAUGGUCACCAAUAUAUGAGGAGGAGUACUUGCCAUCCACCCGAGCAAUAUAACCUCACUUCUGCGCGCUAUUGAUCUACAGUAAAUAGGCAAAAGUUACAAGUAGUCCAGGUUUCAACAAACGUAUUCUAAAUAUAUAUUUACACAACC